GAUAACUUAUUACCAGAUUAUCAUCUCUGUCCAACCUGCCUACUUGGAGCAAACGCUUGAUUCAUACAACGAAGGAGAUGUCAAUGAAAGCAGCUGGAUCAUUUGGUGUUAUUGUAGGCUAGAUUUAAACGAACACUAAUAUGCUACGUAGAACACAGACGGACUUUUCUUGCUAUAAUGCAAAGGAAAGGGACUGACCCUACCAAGGUCAUCCAGAAACGUCGUGCUGGCUCAAUAGGGUCCGAUGAGGACGACCCGAGCGUUAGCAAGUACAGCCGGAUGGAGGAAGACAGUAUACAAGACAAGGAACGUUUCGCCAGCAGGGAGAAUCACUGCGAGAUUGAGCGCCGUCGGCGGAACAAGAUGACAGCGUACAUCACGGAGCUGUCGGACAUGGUGCCCACGUGCUCGGCGCUGGCGCGCAAGCCCGACAAGCUCACCAUCCUGCGCAUGGCCGUCGCCCACAUGAAGGCGCUGCGCGGCACUGGCAAUACGAGCACGGAUGGGACAUACAAACCAUCAUUCCUCACAGACCAAGAACUCAAGCACCUUAUCCUGGAAGCUGCAGAUGGUUUCCUUUUCGUUGUAACUUGUGAUACUGGUCGUGUUAUUUAUGUCUCGGAUUCAGUGGCUCCAGUGUUAAAUCAACCACAGAAUGAGUGGUUUGGUUCCUGCAUCUAUGACAACAUUCAUGCUGAGGAUGUGGAGAAGGUCCGUGAACAGCUCUCAACACAAGAGCCUCAGAAUACUGGCCGCAUCCUUGAUCUUAAGACUGGGACUGUCAAGAAAGAAGGUCAUCAGUCUUCCAUGAGGUUGUGUAUGGGGUCACGAAGGGGUUUCAUCUGCCGCAUGAAGGUGGGAAAUAUAGCAGCAGAGAACAUGGCAGUUGGACAUCUCAAUAGGCUAAAACAACGUAACAGCCUUGGUCCCUCCCGUGAUGGCCAAAACUACGCUGUUGUGCAUUGCACAGGUUACAUUAAGAAUUGGCCGCCAACAGGUGUACAAAUGGACCGAGGUGGUGAAGAGGAUGGGCAUGGUUCUCAUUGCUGUUUGGUGGCUAUUGGCAGGCUGCAGGUUACUUCCACUCCCAACACGAGUGAUCUUACUGGUUCCAAUAGCAAUGCAGAGUUCAUUUCUCGACAUUCUGCGGAGGGAAAAUUCACGUUCGUCGACCAGCGGGUAAUGGGAUUGUUGGGGUAUGCACCACCAGAACUUUUAGGAAAGUCAUGUUUUGAGUUUUUUCAUCCAGAAGACCAAACACACAUGAAGGAAAGCUUUGAACAAGUUCUGAAGCUGAAAGGACAGGUCAUGUCAGUCAUGUAUCGUUUUCGUGCAAAGAGCAGAGAAUGGGUGUGGCUACGGACUUCUGCUUUUGCCUUCCUUAACCCAUACACUGAUGAAGUGGAGUAUAUUGUUUGUACAAAUACGAGUGCCAAGUCACUACAUGGGCAGGCUGAUAACACAGCCGGAGACCCUACUGAUCAGGUCACCAGUUACCAGUCUGCAGGUCCAGGCCCUGGGCUUGAUUACAGUUUGCAGCGUGCUCACCGUGCUGCAGAUCAGGUUUAUCCACAUAUGAUGACAACAGCACCUCAUAUCCAGGUAGGUCCAAGCCCACAACAGCAACAGCAGCAGCGUCCGAGUAGUGCUUAUGGAGGAUACGAUACCUCACAUUCACAUUCACCUGCUGGGUAUGCUUCCCCUGUGGCCAGUGUUGGCCGUGUUGGUAAACCUGCCGCUGCUAGUCCUGCCCCAGCACCUGCAGCUGCUCCUGCCCCUUCUGCAGCAUGGAGCCUCAGACAGCAAGCUGAAGGUUAUCAGUACGGCCAGCUGAGUCCCUCACGGUCUCCUGGUGGUCCAACAGCUCCGACAGCACCUACGUAUACUCAGCUAGCACCUGGCCAAGCAAGGGCAGCAGCCUACCAUGCUCCAACGUCAUCUGCGGCAGGUAUGUGGGGAUGGCAACCACAACAGCCUAGUGGUGGUCAGGGCCCCGACCCCGGUCAAGGCCCCGGCUCUGGCGGCCCUGGAGCUCCCGGCAGCUCAGCAGGCGGCGCCGGGCCCGGGGGCCACACACACAGCGGUCACGAGCUCAAUGACAUGCUGCAGAUGCUCGAUCAGGGUGCAGCUUCCUCUUUUGAGGACCUCAAUAUGUUUAGCACCAAUUUUGAAUGAGUGCCUCUCAAGUGUCAGCUAAAGUCAUUUUUUGCAUUUACAUUUAUGAUUUAUGAGCGAAACACGAUGCCAUUCCUGACCCUGUUUGCUGGCUGUUUUCCCAGUGUGUGCCUGUGCGAAUGUUGUGACUUGACCUGAGCACGAUUACGACAGUUUCCACGUCGGGACCCCAGGAUUCUGUGUUUUAAUAAAGUGCGUUAAGUUGUGAAAUUCUGAUUGUUAGAUAUCUGGGAAAAUCCUCAAAACAGAGGUCUGUCUGUGAACCAUAAUUCAUUAAUGUGCAAUACUGCAACGAAGACCUGUUAAACAGGUUAUUGUGCUGUGAAAAGUAUGUGUGAAUGUGUGUGAGAGAAACAAAAACAUUGCUUCUCCGGAUUUUGUAAGUUGCUUUUGGCAUUGUUAAUGAAGUUAACUGUUUUAUGCAAACGUGAUCAAAAUUUUUCAUAAAUGCCAGUUUGUGUUGUUUGUGUUCUAUAAUGUUAUCCUUCUGUGAAGUGAAAGAAAAGAAGUUAUUUCCUGCAUUGAGGAUGAAGCAGGACUAUCUGUGCCAUGUCUUGUAUCAGUAAGUGCUUAAAAUUUUUUGUGUCACCUUGCAAUCGUUAAUAUGUAUUUAUUAGUCUUAUUUGAAGAUAAGCUACAAAACAGGAGUAUCAGUGUAAAAUACCUACAAAUGCACACGUCAGGAGAGGUAGCUGUGCACUGACCGUGUAACAUCUGCCAUGUGCCUGGCAUUACUUAAUCACAUAACUGUAUCUAGUGCCAAUUAGUGCAAUAACAGCAGCAAAUGACAGAAUCCAUUAUCAGAAUCACAGAUUACCAAUCAUAGUGGAGUCGCAGAUUUUAAAAAGGAAGGCACAUAUCAGAUCUUUCUGUGCUCAGUGUGUUCCAUUUGUUGAUUAUGAUUUCACCUAGAUGAGGUUUUACUUGUUAUCAUUAGAAUUCCUUUAUAUUGAAAGAGCAUUCUCUGCAAAUGGAAAUUAAGAACAGUACUGUUGGGAAAUAAGUUUGGUGCCUCUGUAAAACACAGUAAAGUAAUUCAAAAUUUUUUCUUUUAUCCACCCAUGAAUGACAAACAAUUUACAAACACACUAUAUCCAUAGGCAGUUUGGAAACUAAAAUGACUGUUUGAAUAAAGUGUGAUUCAAACUUCUAUCAAUGACAAUAAAAUUUCACUAUGUUCCUGUAGUCAUCAUACCUGCCAUUCAAAAUACUUGCAGGUAUCAUUUCUCUUUUUUUAAAUUUACUAUUUGGUGUGACAGAUCAGUGAUAGUUAAAUGUGAUACUCAUAGUUAAUUUAUAUCUUUGUUGGACAUAAUGACAGAUGUAUUGCCCUGUCACACUGAGUUCAUAAUGUUUGAUUUCUCUCAAAGUAUGUUAUUUUAUUAGAAACCCUUCUGAAAAAAGAACAAUGUAUGGGUUUAUUUUGGACUCAUCAUGUUAUUACUAUUUUAUAUUAAUGCUGUUGCACCUACAAGGUCAUAACAGCCUUUAUUUGUGUGCAGUUUUUGUUUAUUUGCAUCACUUUUGCCCAGAGAGAGAAAAAUUUGUCAUAAUACAGUGCUGAUAAAUCCAUGAGUAAUUAUAAUGUGUGUGUGUGGGUAACUAUAAUUCCCUCCAUUUCCUGCACAGCCACUUUCAUUGGCAUAAAUGGUUGGUAUCAUAUUUCAAACAACCAUACCAGAACUGUAAUCCUUAAGUAGAUCUUUCUAAAUAAGAGAGUUGUCAGUCAUUAGUUGUCAGCUGCUUGUGGAUUCCAUGGACCAAAUUGUUAUUUCAAAUUUUUUGCUUUGGUUAGAAGCUAUAUUUGAUUUGUGAACAUCUUGUUUCUUCAGUUUCCCACUACAACUUUGGCUCACCAGCCACUAUUUGUAGCAUACAGUACUGUGACAAAAUAAUAUAAAGUCACUUAUUAAAAACUGAUAUAUAAAGUGUUGAAGUAUUAAUACUUCACAUUUCAGUUUUAAAUAUGUUCCUCUGCCAAUGCUCUUGCCACAGUGGUAACCCCGGUUCCCAUCAGAUCACCAAAAUUAAGCACUGUCGAGCUUGGCUAGUUCUUGGAUGGGUGAUGGUUCGGUUCUAUUGAUUGCUGUUGGCAAGUGGGGUGCACUCAGCCCUUGAGAAGCCAGUUGAGGAGCUACUUGUUGAGAAACAGCAGCUCUGGUCACAAAAACUGACCACAGCUGGGAAAGCAGUGUGCUGAUCACAGGCCCUUCCAUUUCCACAUUCAGUGAUACCUGUCAGCUGACGAUGACACGGCAGUCAGCUGGUUCUGUUUGGCCUUCCAGGCGUGUUCAGAUGGAGAGCAUAAUUUAUGUUUCUCCAAGCAUGACAGAAUAUUCCAUAAAUAUGAUGUCACUGUGCAACAGUGCACUGCCUAGUAUCUACAUUACUGUAUCUUACAGUGUCUGAUAUGACAACGCAAUACCAUACGCAUCCCAUUCCGUCCUUUCCAUUUGCAACUGGCUGCUCCAUAGGCUGAAAUUUCCAUUAUUUAACUUAGGCUGAAAUUUCCAUUAUUUUACUUUUUAGGUCAUUUACUAUCUAUGUUGAGAAAUUCAGUAUGAAUAUUAGAAAUUACAAUCUACAACUUCGUGGAUGCGUCACUGAAAUGUUAUUGUUGAGAAUUUGUUUCGUCAGUCUUAGGCACUUUGGCACUAGAUGAUCCAUUUGAUAUGAAACUGUUGUGGUACCUUGAACACAUAUCAUUAAAUGGGAAGAGAAUUCAAAAUAAUACAUUUUAUUUUGGAAUCUACUUAAUUAAAUAAAUGUACAAUUGUCAGAGAUUGUGGAAAGUUUUGAAUUUGCCACAGGCAGAAGUAUGACUUGUUUUUCUUCUGAGCAGAGUUGUUAAAGAAAACACUCAGUAAAUUUUGAGGCAUAUUCCUCAGUUGCUUUUAUUGUUCUUUAGUUUCCUAUCUUUUCAGCUAUAUGGUAACAAGCGCAGAGAUUAUUCAAAAUAAUGUGAAUAUUGUCGACUAUUUUACCUAUUGCACUUUUGUACCAAGUUUUGUCAUUUCAUUGCAAGGCAUGAGGUGCGAGCUGUACAGUUGUAGUGGAGUGAAAAAAAAAAAAUUAGUCAGUGUUUGGCACUCGUCAUGCUUCUUUGAAACAUUUACUUUUUCAGAAGAUGGAUAAAUCUACUCUUU
Schistocerca cancellata (South American locust) is the source of this 5321-nucleotide messenger RNA. It is a transcript of the gene tgo, whose product is annotated as aryl hydrocarbon receptor nuclear translocator homolog. Bases 178 to 2175 code for a protein of 665 amino acids. The transcript has 13 exons. NCBI's taxonomy places the organism in Eukaryota, Metazoa, Arthropoda, Insecta, Orthoptera, Acrididae. Gene Ontology annotation, biological process: regulation of transcription by RNA polymerase II. The record is from RefSeq and is a predicted model, not a curated record. Gene Ontology annotation, molecular function: RNA polymerase II cis-regulatory region sequence-specific DNA binding; DNA-binding transcription factor activity, RNA polymerase II-specific; protein dimerization activity. Gene Ontology annotation, cellular component: transcription regulator complex; aryl hydrocarbon receptor complex; cytoplasm.